AUGUUAGGUGCAAUCGUAGGAGUCAAUUACGGUACUCUUGGCGACAAUUUACCCUCACCGAACGAAGUUCUUGAGCUAUGCAAAAGUAACGGUAUUACAAAUAUCCGAAUAUUUGAACCGAACACGGAUAUUCUUAAAGCUCUUUCAGAAAAGCCCAGUUUCUCGGUCAUAAUAGGAGUUCGGAAUCAGAACAUCCAAUCGAUCGCCAACGAUUACAACGCGGCGAAAUCUUGGGUGCAAAACAACGUUGCCCAAUAUUCUAACAAAGUGAACUUCAGAUACAUUGCAGUCGGAAAUGAGAUAACCCCAUACGAUCCCAGCACCGGAAGUUUCGCCCCGUUCGUGGGCCCCGCAAUGGUAAACAUCCACAAAGCCCUCCGAGAAACUGCCCUGAACAAUAAUGUCCCGGUUUCCACUGCCUUACGCGCAGCUGUCUUAAGAACUUCUUACCCUCCCUCUGCUGGAGCUUUUAAACCCAAAUUCGCCCCGUUCAUAAAUCCCAUAAUCCAAUUUCUUCAAGAAAAUCAAGCGCCUCUUCUCGUCAACGUCUAUCCCUACUUCGUGUAUAUAAGUAACCCGAAAGAUAUCAGUUUGGACUACGCGCUUUUUAGAUCUGAUGCUCCUGUCGUAAAGGACGGGCAAUACGAAUAUAAGAAUUUAUUUAGUGCUAUUGUGGAUGCAUUUAGCGUAGCAACGGGGGCGGCAGGGGGGCCUAAUGUUGACAUUGUUGUGACCGAGACGGGAUGGCCCAGUGAUGGAGGGACCGCGACUUCUAUGGAGAAUGCGCAAACUUAUAACAAUAAUUUGGUUAAUUUUGUACGAAAUGGGACACCGAGAAAGCCCGGGAAACCGAUCGAAACGUAUAUAUUCGAUGUGAUCGACGAGAAUCAAAAGAGCCCUGAAGUCGAGAAGCAUUGGGGAGUAUUUCUUCCUAGUAAACAACCUAAGUAUCCCAUUUCAUUCAUUUGA
Molecule: messenger RNA, 969 nt
Organism: Andrographis paniculata
Lineage: Eukaryota; Viridiplantae; Streptophyta; Magnoliopsida; Lamiales; Acanthaceae
Product: glucan endo-1,3-beta-glucosidase-like
Exons: 2
Coding region: 1-969 (322 amino acids)
Biological process (GO): carbohydrate metabolic process
Cellular component (GO): plasma membrane
Molecular function (GO): hydrolase activity, hydrolyzing O-glycosyl compounds
Source: RefSeq, a predicted model, not a curated record